Coffea eugenioides is the source of this 2206-nucleotide messenger RNA. RefSeq names its product transcription factor SRM1. The coding region runs from base 889 to 1776 and encodes 295 amino acids. The record is from RefSeq and is a predicted model, not a curated record. Gene Ontology annotation, molecular function: DNA binding. NCBI's taxonomy places the organism in Eukaryota, Viridiplantae, Streptophyta, Magnoliopsida, Gentianales, Rubiaceae. The transcript is spliced from 2 exons.
UGUUGUUGAUGUGAAAAGAUUGGAUUUUUACAGUACUUUCAUUAUUUGACUGUCUCAAAAUUGGACUGUGAAAAGAGAGAUUUUUAUGAGUAAUGUGUAAGAAUUUUAGUGCUACUAAUAGUUGUUGUGGGCCUGGUUCUGUGAAAACUGUUGUUAUCAGGAUGGCUUUUGGCUAUUGGAAUUUGGUAGAGAAAGCAGCAGAAAUGGGAAUUUGAAUACUGUUUUCUAUCCAUUUUAGACUUUCUGGGUUUUUCUCCUUUGUUUGGUUUCUUUCUUGGUGGUCUCUUUCACAGGUCAUCACCAUGGACAGCUCUAAUCAGUACUACUAAUUACUGUCUUGAAUUGAAUUCACCGUCAACAAAUAAAUUUGUCAGAUUUUUUCUUUUCCCUUUUUGGCCUUUCUAUUGCUUUUAUUUAUUGCAUCCUUUUUGGGGUUUUAUGGUUUUCAGAUAUUUCUCAUGGUCUAACCGAAGUUGUUAACUUCUGUACAUCAAUAGGGUCAGCAUUUCACAAUUGUCCAUUUCAUCAUUUCUGAAGCAAAUCACCAUUGAAUUCAUCAUCAGCUAGCGUCUCCCUCACUUCCUUGUGAUUCUUGUUGAUAUUUAUUGGUACUCAGUGCAGUUCACUUGGCUAUUUUUAGGGCUUUUGUCUUUAUUCUUGCUUACUGCUUUGCUCUGACACAUCUCCUUUCACAGUUCAAAUCUACCAAUCAAUCACUUGCUAUUUAUACAUAACUUCAUUUCCAAAGAAUUUACUGAUAUCCCAUUUAAGUAAAAUCAGUGGUUCAGAAAUAUAGUUCAAGCUUUGAUCUGAAGUGCUCAGCUUUUGUUUGAUAUCUUUCUCUGUAAUUGAAGAAGAAUUUAAUUGCUCAAUUGAAAGCUAGGCUAGAUGACAGCUGAUGAAUCAACUAGUGCUGUCUGGAGUAGAGAGCAAGAUAAGGCAUUUGAGAAUGCGCUGGCUACUUAUCCUGAGGAUUCUGCAGAUCGUUGGGAGAAAAUUGCAGCUGAUGUCCCAGGAAAAUCCUCAGAAGAGAUUAAACAUCACUAUGAGAUUUUGGUUGAUGAUGUUAAUCGGAUCGAGUCUGGCUGUGUACCUUUACCUAGCUAUAGUUCUUGUUUAGAUGGUUCAACAAGCCAAGCUGGUGAUGAAGGAACAGGCAAGAAAAGUGGCAAUUUGGGACACUUUAGCAGCGAGUCUAACCAUGGAGGCAAGGCUUCAAGAUCAGAUCAGGAGCGGCGCAAAGGGAUUGCCUGGACAGAGGAUGAACACAGGUUGUUCCUUCUUGGUUUGGAAAAAUAUGGGAAAGGUGAUUGGCGAAGUAUCUCCCGCAACUUUGUUGUGACGCGGACUCCUACGCAAGUGGCUAGCCACGCUCAGAAAUAUUUCAUUCGUUUGAACUCUAUGAACAAAGACAGACGGCGAUCGAGUAUUCAUGAUAUUACCAGUGUCAAUACCGGAGAUGUUUCAGUACCCCAAGGUCCAAUAACUGGUCAGACAAAUGGUCCUGCUGCAAGUGGUUCAUCUGCAAAAUCUAACAAACCACCUUCCCAAGCACCUACUGCGGCUCCUGGAAUUGGAAUGUAUGGUACAACAACUAUUGGGCAACCAGUGGGUGGACCACUUGUUUCUGCAGUCGGGACACCAGUGAAUCUUCCACCAGCUGCACAUAUGGCAUAUGGUGUCCGAGCUCCAGUUCCUGGAACCAUGGUUCCCGGUGCACCAGUGGCCAUGGGUCCAGUGACGUAUCCAAUGUCACACACAUCUGCACUUAGGUGAUGUAAUGUGUACUUGCAGAUGUGUACAAAAUAUGGCAGGCUUUAGCUGAUGCUUAUUUGGUUAAUUGGUACUUUAUAGACUUUUAAUAGCCACAAUAAUAUUUGUUUCAUUUUGAAGAAAGACAUGUCCAAGGAGACUGUCAUUUUUCAACUUGCUAGUGAAUUGAAUAAGCCAUAGGAUAAACUACAUGCAUCUGUAUAGGGAGCUAUGAAUGAUAUGGCAGCAUUUAGAUUUAGGUAGCGUUCUUGUUCCUUUAGUGUAUAGGUAUUUCAUGACCAGAUUAGAGGUGGUUAACCCUAAUGGAGUGUUCUGUUGUGGUAAAAGUUGUAAAGGACCCUUGACCUCUCGUAAUUGUUUCAGGUAGCAUAUUAAAUAUGCUAUAUCCCUACCCAGUAAUUUAGUUACUUUAUGGUCAAAACCUGUUUAAAUU